AUGAAUAGUAGUACUCGACGUCGUACAAAAGUUAAAAGUUCAUCAACAACUUCAACAAAAGAUCGUGUAUCAAUUAAUGAACCAUUCAUUCCAACUCCAUCUCGACAAGGUUAUUUAAAUGAUCAAACUGAUUUUACAUUAGAUCCAUCAUUAAUAUUUGAUCAAUUACCACAACCAUUUCGACGAAUAAAUAAAAUACUUGAAUCAAUAUUUGAUGAUGCAUGGACAAUCAUUGAACAACGUGAAAAACAACGUCUCUCAGAACAAGCAAAAUUUGUAUCAGCUCAACAUACAUCAUCAACAAUCAUAAAUACUUCAAUACCUAUUUCACUUAUCGGUAGUCAUAUUUCUGGUACUUUAUGUUUUUUCAAUGGUACUCAAAAUGAACAAUCAUAUCUGGUUUGUUAUGAUAGUCAAGUUGAUGAAAUUAUAAAUCAAAUUCCCAUUGAUAAUUCAUUCAAACAAAUGAAUGUAUUCAAAAAUGAAGCAUCAGUAAAAAAUACAAUUUAUUUUUUAAGUAUCAUUGAUAAAUUAGGUUAUUGGAAAAUGAUUGCAUAUAAAAAUCAACAAUAUUAUCUUCUAUUCACACAAUAUGAAACAGACGAUGAUACUAAAAGACCUACAUGUUUAAUGACACAAACUGGUUUAAAUGAUGAAUAUUUAGCUGUUUCUUGGUUUGGUACUAAUAAUGAUUCAUGGGUAGAAAUAUAUAAAUUAUCGAAAGAACAAUGGAAAUCAGAAAUAACAACUCAAGAACAGUCAAUAGCUGCUAGUAAAAAUCAAACAGAAGAGAAUGUAGUAGAACAAGUCGUAGAUAGUGAACCAACAUUAAUACGUGGCCAAUUCUCUCGUCCAACAUUAGUAUUCAAAGCUAAAGUACCUAAAUUUAGUCCAGGAACAAAUAAUAUUCAACAAUUAAUGAAAAAUACUGAAAAUCUAUCGAAUAUUGGACAAGGAACAUCAAAUCAUUUUUAUACACAACAGAUUAUUGAUUUAAAAACAAUGUUAAUUAGAGAUUUAAUGUUACCAGCAAAGAAGACUGAUGUAAAUGAACGACCACCAACAAUACCUAAAGCAGAACCACCUCCAGCAAUAACUCCUCAUGUUCUUUUUAUUCCAGCUGCAACAGCAACAGGAGUCAAUUCUGUAGCUAUCAGUUGGCCUACAACGAAUCAAUUACUUAUCUACAAAGUUGCUAAACCGGAUAAUAAAGGAAAAGAAUCAUCCGAUGCUCGUCCUAUUUCUAUAUGGCCAUUUUCAAGUCAUAUUACAAGUUUAACUUAUGAUUCAAAACAUGAACAACUUGCCGUAGCACUUGAAUCAGGAAAUGUUUGUAUUAUAGAACGAACAACUGGUGUAAAUGAUCUUUCAUCCAUUCAACAUAUUAGUUCCGUUCCAACUAUUGAUAUUCAUGCAAUUGAUUCAUUAGAACGUUCAACAAAUACUCAUAAUCAAAAGAAACAAAACGGGUUUUUUGUUUUAUCUCAAGAUGGUAAAAUCUAUCGAAUUAAAUUUAAAUCUGUAUUAACUAAUGAAAAUAAUGAUGAACAACAAAAUAUGAUCGUAUGUUUUCCUCCAGAACAAAGUAAAGAUUCAUCAAAAAUUACUCGAAUGAUGUUUUUUAAUUGUAAUCCAUCAAAUUUAUUUUUAAGUAUCAAUGAAUUGAAUCGUAUUUAUAUAAAUGAUGCAUUAAAAUGUACACAAUUAUGUGAGAUUACUUUAUCACAAUCAGCUACAGACGAAAAUAAUCCAAUUCAAAUUGCAUUUAUUGAUGAUGCACGAUCAAUUAUUAUUGGAGUUCCUGAUAAUGAAUCAUCAUCUUUAUGUCUUUAUCGUGUUCCAUUGGAACAUUUUCCUUCACUCGAAUCCUAUUAUCCUGAACGUAAACCUCCUAUUGUCGAUGAAGUAGAACCAAUUAUAGAAACUAAACCUACAAAAACUACAACAUCGAAAUCUAAACCAGUUGUUUCAGUAGUCGUUGAAAUAGAUAAAACUACUUUAUUAUUUGAUGAAAAAAUGAAAGAAACAUUUCGUAAAAGACAAUCUGAUACGUUUGACCGACGUGAACGUUUAUGUACUCGUUGGAAUGAAAUAAAACUUCAUUUUAAUCCAGUUUAUGAGCAGACAACAUAA
Adineta steineri is the source of this 2133-nucleotide messenger RNA. The record is from the annotation of a GenBank genome assembly. NCBI's taxonomy places the organism in Eukaryota, Metazoa, Rotifera, Eurotatoria, Adinetida, Adinetidae.